Cylindrotheca closterium is the source of this 1830-nucleotide messenger RNA. Lineage: Eukaryota; Bacillariophyta; Bacillariophyceae; Bacillariales; Bacillariaceae. The record is from the annotation of a GenBank genome assembly.
AUGGGAAAGAAGGAAAAGAAGGAUCGCCUCAAGAAGCAACAAAAGCGUAAAGCCGAAAUGGCUUUGGAAGAAUCCGCCAAACGAUUUGAUGAUGAUCACGAGGAAGAGCAAGCGGACACUCCUUUGAGUGACCCUGAAGAGGCUGAUCAAGAAGAGGAAGUUGGUACUCCACCACCAAAAGAGAAAAAGCGGAAAAUGUCCAUCGAUGGUUCCGAAAAGAAGGAGAAAAAGUCCAAGAAGAAAAAGAAGAAGAGUAUUGACGGUGAUGCAGAUCAAGUUGAGAAGGAAAUCCCUGCAGAGGCUGUUUCCUCCGUCAAGAAGGGAUUCUUUUCCGACGACUCCUUUUCGGCACUUCCUUUGACCGAAGAUACCCAAACUGCCUUGACCAACAUGGGCUACGAGAAGAUGACAAAAAUUCAAGCCAAAUCCAUUCCUCCUCUAUUGAAGGGACAGGAUUUGAUUGGUGCCGCACAGACAGGAUCCGGAAAAACCUUGGCCUUUUUGGUUCCCAUUGUCGAAGUCUUGCGCAAAGCCAAAUUUCACACCCGCAACGGAACCGGUGCCUUGAUUUUGGCGCCAACUCGUGAACUGGCCAUGCAAAUUUACGGAGUCUGUAAGGAGCUAAUGACUGAGAAGUCGACCAUGACCUACGGUCUCAUCAUGGGUGGAUCCAACCGAAAGACAGAAGCGGAGCGAUUGCGCAAGGGAGUUAACAUCAUUAUUGCCACUCCUGGCCGUUUGUUGGAUCACUUGCAAAACUCUCCUGGGUUUGUAACUCGCAACCUUUUAGUCUUUUGUAUGGACGAGGCUGAUCGUAUUUUGGAAAUUGGUUUCGAAGAUGAUUUGAGAGCCAUUGUCAAGAUGCUUCCCAAGGAACGACAAACCAUGCUCUUUUCGGCAACCCAAACAAAGCAAAUCGAAGAUUUGGCACGAUUGUCCAUCAACCCAAAGACGGCAAUCUAUGUUGAGGUCGAAUCGGAGAAUAAGGAAGCUACUGUCCAAAACUUGGAGCAAGGCUAUGUCACCUGUCCUUCCGACAAACGAUUCUUGUUGCUCUUUACAUUCCUCAAGAAGAACAAAAACAAGAAGAUCAUGGUGUUCUUGUCGUCUUGUAACUCGGUCAAGUUCCAUGCUGAACUUCUAAAUUACAUUGAUAUUCCCGUCUUGGACAUUCAUGGCCGACAAAAGCAAGUCAAGCGUACCACCACCUUUUUUCAAUUCCAAAAGGCCAAAACUGCUACGCUGUUGUGUACGGAUGUGGCCGCCCGAGGUUUGGACAUUCCUGAGGUAGAUUGGAUCAUUCAAUUCGAUCCUCCAGAUGAUCCAAGAGAAUACAUCCACCGAGUGGGACGAACGGCUCGUGGAGCCACUGGUUCGGGACGAGCCUUGAUGUUUUUGACUCCCCAAGAAACUGGCUUUUUGCGAUACUUGCAAGCCAAGGCCAAGGUCACCCUCAAUGAAUACGAAUUCCCCACCUCCAAGAUUGCCAAUGUCCAAUCCCAAUUGCAAUCCUUGAUUGAAAAGAACUACUACUUGAACAAGGCUGCCCGAGAAGCUUACCGAAGCUAUUUGCUUGCCUACGCCAGUCAUUCCCAACGGGAUAUCUUUGAUGUGCACGAGUUGGAUUUGCAAGCCGUAGGCAGGGCCUUUGGAUUCACCUCUCCUCCCCGCGUCGACUUGGCGUUUUCGGCCCGUGGCAACAAGAGGAAUUCCAAGCAAAUGUCCAACAAGAAGAACAAGCAUCAAGGCGGCACCUCGGGGCACAACUUUAGCGCGUCAAAUCCAUUUGGGAAACGGGAGACUGGCGACAAGAGACAAUUCACAUAUUAA